AUGCUUUAUAGCAACUCUGAUUCCUUCACCGAGAACGAGAAGGGAGUCUUAUAUUACGAACAAGCGCUAAAGCAGGAGUGGGAUCUCUUCUUGGCAAAGCACAAGAUACCUGCCGCAUCUAUUUUUUUCAACAAAACCCCUUUUGCAACCCCGCAGGAUACAAGACAUUUCUCCUCUCCAAAAGGAUCUGGGUUUCUAGUAAUAAGAAGAGUAGAAGAACCACAGCGUGCUGCUGACGCUGCUGCAUCACAACCGACACCUAUUACUGUUGCAUCAGCAAAAGGUGGACGGGCCGUACGCACUUUGUGCCCUAGUUUAUCUCUUCGUUGUUACGGGAGACAGGCUGAGACUAAUGAGAGUCCCUUCACAAGCCAGAUAGCUCUUCACAAGCUAAGAAUACAUAGGAUGCAAAUUAAGCUUUUCAGGUUCAGUGUGGCCCCCAACUCCCAAAACUCUCGGUUCAUCAAACCGGCCGAUUCAUCUAAAAGAGAACCUAGGUUGGCAAGGUACAUGUACGACUGUCUAAGAUUAGUAGCAAAGGCAGUUCUUCCAUCAGAGCACGUACCAGUCAUUCUCCCAAUCCCAGAUCUUGAUUGGGCGAUUGAGAUCAAAAAAGUUCUACCCAGAUACGUUAUAUCAUCCAUCCAACCGUCAUCAGCCGGGUGCUUAGCAGGAGCAAGAAUAGCAUCGGCCCAAGCUUCCGCGGAUUCCUUGAGUUCUUUCUUCUAUCGGUUCGUCUCAUUACUUCCUUAUUUAGUGGAUUCUGAUGGCAAGGAUGCUAAGUUAGCAUUGGCUGGCAGAGGAAAAUCCAAGUGGGAAUAG
Molecule: messenger RNA, 822 nt
Organism: Sphenostylis stenocarpa
Lineage: Eukaryota; Viridiplantae; Streptophyta; Magnoliopsida; Fabales; Fabaceae
Source: the annotation of a GenBank genome assembly